AUGGUUCGGAAGGGCAAUGGCGGAUGGCGAAUGUGUCAGGACUAUACCGACCUGAAAAAGGCUUGUCCAAAGGACAGUUUUCCUUUGCCCAGGAUCGACCAGCUUGUUGACGCGACUGCCGGUCACGAGUUGCUCAGUUUCUUGGACGCCUAUUCGGGAUACAACCAGAUCUUCAUGCACCCUGCCGAUAGCGAACAUAUGACAUUCAUCACAGACCGGGGACUAUACUGCUACAACGUUAUGCGCGGGGGCAACAUAUCAAAGGCUUGUCAACCGAAUUUUCACCAAACACAUCGGCAGCAUCAUGGAGGUGUAUGUCGACGAUAUGCUAGUCAAGAGCUGAACGGCAGAGGAGCAUUUAACAAACCUGGCCCUCAUGUUCGGUAUACUAAAAGACUACCGAAUGAGACUAAACCCAACGAAGUGUACCUUCGGUGUGUCUUCGGUCAGAGAGGAAUCGAAGCCAAUCCCGAGAAAAUCAAAGCCAUAAUCGACAUGGAGAGGCCGAAGACGCAGAAGGACAUUCAAAGCCACCGAUAA
This is a messenger RNA of Prunus armeniaca (apricot), 540 nucleotides long. NCBI's taxonomy places the organism in Eukaryota, Viridiplantae, Streptophyta, Magnoliopsida, Rosales, Rosaceae. The record is from the annotation of a GenBank genome assembly.